Molecule: messenger RNA, 1520 nt
Organism: Cinclus cinclus
Lineage: Eukaryota; Metazoa; Chordata; Aves; Passeriformes; Cinclidae
Gene: NEK3
Product: NIMA related kinase 3
Exons: 15
Coding region: 24-1520 (498 amino acids)
Biological process (GO): protein phosphorylation
Molecular function (GO): protein kinase activity; ATP binding
Source: RefSeq, a predicted model, not a curated record
UGUUGGAACUGAAUUUAUAAAGAAUGGAAGGAUACAAUGUGUUGAAAGUACUGGGAGAGGGAUCCUUUGGCAGAGCUCUCCUAGUUCAUCACAGAUUCAGUGACCAGAAGUAUGUAAUGAAGGAAAUAAGGCUUCCCAUGUCUUCCUCUGGUGUAGAGAAUUCUAGGAAGGAAGCUGUUCUUUUGGCUAAAAUGAAACAUCCAAAUAUCGUUGCCUUUAAAGAAUCAUUUGAAGCUGAUGGACAUCUGUAUAUAGUGAUGGAAUAUUGUGAUGCUGGAGAUCUAAUGCAAAAGAUUAAACACCAAGGAGGAAAUUUGUUCCCUGAAGAUAUGAUCCUUGACUGGUUUGUGCAGAUGUGCCUUGCCGUGAAGCACAUCCAUGAUAAACGUGUGCUGCACAGGGAUAUAAAAUCCAAGAAUGUCUUCCUCACUCAAAGUGGAAAAGUCAAAUUGGGAGAUUUUGGAUCUGCACGCCUUCUUGCACAUCCAGUGUCCUAUGCUUGCACCUAUGUGGGAACUCCUUAUUAUGUACCUCCAGAAAUAUGGGAAAGCCUGCCAUACAACAACAAAAGUGAUAUAUGGUCUCUUGGGUGCAUUCUGUAUGAGCUGUGCACUCUCAAACACCCGUUUCAAGCCAAGAGCUGGAAACAUCUCAUCCUUAAGAUUUGCAAAGGGUCCUAUGAUCCACUUCCAUCUCACUAUUCCUACGAACUUCAUUACUUAAUAAAACAGAUGUUUAAGAGAAAUCCACAGAAUCGUCCAUCAGCCAGUACUAUUCUUGCAAGAGGUUGCCUAACCAAACUUGUAAAAAAUUGUUUGCCUUCUGAGAUGGCAAAUGAGUUUGAGCAGGUGUUAAAGGAAACCAAGAAACAUGAAAGCAGUGCAGCAAGAAAAAAGGGUAGUGUCAUGGCUGGUGGAAGCUCAAACAGUAAGACUGAAAAUAUACGAAGGAAAAAUGAAAGUAGCAAGCAUAGCCCCUUAGAAAGGAAAAAUGUUGAGGGUUUGAGUGAAGGCACAAGGGAACAAAGGAAAUCUUAUCAAGAAGUAUCAGCUUCUGCUGUCCUCCCAGGAAGUGCUGAUCUGUCACACACCCACAGGAGGCAAUGGGAAAAGAGGAUAUCCAGUACUGUGCUGGAUGUCCUGGAAAAUGCGUCCUUGCUUUCUUCAAGUUUUACACCUGAAGAGAGUGAAAGUGGUGGUGUUACAAACUACAGUGAAAAUAAGCCACGGAAGCAGUGGAACAAGCAGCCCCCUCAGACCCUGAUGGACAUGCUCAGCAAUGCAGAUGUCAGCUUAGCAUUUAAAACAUACACAAUUUAUAAACCAGCUUCUGAAAACAUAUUAAGAGGUCCACUUUCUGAUGAAAGCGAAGCAUCUGAUGAAGUAGAUGGUGAACAUGAAGCUGUUGUCAUAGAUUCUGAGAGACUUGAACCUAGAUCUGAUGAAGAUGACACGGACUUUGAGGAAGAUGACCCAGACUGGGUGUCAGAACUGAAAAUGGUAUUGAAACAGUGUGACUGA